Molecule: messenger RNA, 1526 nt
Organism: Corticium candelabrum
Lineage: Eukaryota; Metazoa; Porifera; Homoscleromorpha; Homosclerophorida; Plakinidae
Product: acetylcholinesterase collagenic tail peptide-like
Exons: 9
Coding region: 1-1389 (462 amino acids)
Cellular component (GO): extracellular matrix
Source: RefSeq, a predicted model, not a curated record
AUGGUAGUAGACAGCUAUUUUAUUUGGAAAUCAUCAGCAGUCUCUUGUGAUGCAGCUGUUCUUACUGGUCCUCGAGGUCUUCCUGGUCCUGUGGGUCAGAGAGGCAUGCCUGGGGUACCAGGAACACAAGGUUUGUCAGGCUUACAAGGUUUACCAGGAGCAUUUGGAAAGACGGGAGAUCCAGGUCCUGUCGGUGUACAAGGUCUUCCUGGUCGUGUUGGCCCAGCAGGUCAGAAGGGGUCAAUUGGAUUGCAAGGUGAGAAGGGUGUACCUGGAGUGAGAGGCAAGGCUGGACCGAAAGGAGAAAAAGGCAACAUUGGAUUGCGAGGUUCUGUUGGAUUGAAAGGAGAACGAGGUGACGUAGGACAAAAAGGUGAAAAUGGAGUAAAAGGAGAAGUUGGUCGUAAAGGAGGUCAAGGUAUUCAAGGUCCAUUGGGUCCAAGAGGUUUACAAGGAGUUAGAGGAUUUCCUGGAUACAAAGGAGACGUAAGUUUAUAUCCAGUUUACACUGCAUUUUUGAUCGGGCUGGACCUUUUCAGCUUGAAAGGUUCACAAGGUUUGCAAGGCAUUCCUGGAUUAACUCCACUUUCUGAAAUAAAGAAACUUGAAAGUUUGGUAACAAGAUUGUACAAUGAACUGAAGGUUCCCAGGGUUCCAGUUGGUGAUGAAGCUGGUACAUGCAACAUGAGCACAUCAGGUUAUUUGUUCUACCACAAUACUAAGAAAUCUCUGCUGUUUUGUGAUUCUGAGCAGUGGGUUGAGAUAUCAUCAAAAUCGAAAUCAUAUAAAUCUUGUUCUGCAGUUGAACAUAAGAUCAACUCUCUUCAAUUUGUGCAGAAAGUCAACUCUCUGUCACCUGUAAAGGUUUAUUGUGAUUAUUCUGUGAUCUCUAGUGGGUGUGCACUUGUGUGGAAACACUCAUAUUUUCAAGUUGGAAAUCCAACUGAUGACAUGCGUACUUUCAGUUCAGUGGAUCGUCCAUGUACUGAUCUGUCUGAUGGUUGGUGUAAUGUGGGUAACAAAGAUAAUGUUGCUGGUAAUGUUCAAUUGACAGUUGCUUAUCACGAAGGAGAAGUUGUGUAUGCAUAUCGUGGUGAUCGUAAUUCUGAACUGGGAAAGUCAUGGCGUGGAGCAAUACUCAACAAUCCAGUCAAAAUUACAGAUCAUUGCACAGAAGGAAAUGGGAUUCCUCCAGAGCCAAGUAUUCAUUCAUAUGGAAUACAAGGAUUGACAUUUGACAAAAGGAAUCCUGGUGUAUACACUGGUAACUGUGAUACAGAUAAUUACAAGAGUAUGAGAGACUGUCGCUGGGAGAAUUGUCGAUUACCUUCAUCUAUCUCAUCCAAAACACAUCAUGUACAAAUGACAGUUGCUAUAUUUCUUUGUUGACUUUGCACACAGCACUCAAUGGGAUAGUUGCAUGUUGAUCUUGUUUGCAUUGUAUGAAAUGUAACAUCUAGUAUUGUGAACCUUGGGCUUUCUUGUCAGGACUUCACAGCAUCAUUGGCUUUUGUUGUGUUUCUGAU